This is a messenger RNA of Porites lobata, 3749 nucleotides long. The record is from the annotation of a GenBank genome assembly. Lineage: Eukaryota; Metazoa; Cnidaria; Anthozoa; Scleractinia; Poritidae.
AUGGCGAAGUCAAAGAAUCACACAAAUCACAAUCAAGGUAAAUUUAAGUCUUUUGUAUAGCUUUUUGCACGAACAUAUUAGCUAUUAAUUUAUGGCAGAAUAAUAGUCCUCGUAAACGUUUUGUUGACGAGCAGACCUUUUUUACUAUGUAGUUUUAGUGUAUAGAUGAGGGUGCUAUUUUUGUGCCACAAACAGUCCCAAUGAAGAAAUGGUGAACGUACAGCGAGCAACCAUCGAGUUAUGGAUGCACGCAGGAAGUUGCUAAGCAGGAAAGAAGCGUAUGUGAGUUUCUUGAGGCGUAGCCGAAAGCAAAUGUAGCUUCUUCUAAUUUUCCUUUCGCUGAAUCAACCGUUCUCCGUCUUAAGGUAAAUUGCAAAAUGGUUUUUGUUGUUAUUCUGAAUGGCGUCUGUCUACUUGCCGGGGUCUACUUGCUCUUAAUACAGUGAAACCUCUAUUCGGAACCUUCCCAAGUGUCCCCUUAAUAGAGGGUGUCUGCUUAAUAGAGGUUACAAAAAAUUGUGCAAUGUUUGUAAAUGAUGAACAUUCAACGGUUACCGCUCUGUCUGCUCUGUACUACGGUAAAGUUCCAUGUAGUUAAGGAAGCUGUGCUGUACUUUGUGCAAGACUUUUGACAGCUAAAUGUAUUGAUUUAUCUUUGUUAAAAUUGACUGCAGUAUGUAUUUCAAGGAUGUAACCCAACACUACUAUUGUCAAUUUAGUCCGGUGUCCGCUUGAUAGAGGUUUUUAGCAAUAGAAAUUAGGCAAAUACAAUUUAUUUAAGUGUCCGUGUCUGAUUACUAGAGGUGUCCGCUGAAUAGGGGUUCAUUAUAAAUAGAGGAUAUUACAUGGUCGCUUGGAGAUACAAAAUUUCUCUUCACGUCUUGAAGAAUAUUUCACGAGUGAGCGCAGUGAAUGAGUGAAAUAUUUUUUUCAACAUGAGAAGAGAAAUUUCGUAUCUCCAAGCGCCCAUGUAAUAUUCUAUUUAUUAUAUAAACACCAAUGAAAUGCCAAACCAUUUUACUUAAAAAGCUUUUUGGUGUGAAAUGUUCGGUUUAUUAUGAAGCCAUAGCCAUAGCAAUGGUGAUAUUUUCACAUGUGAAGAUAACAUGUUAUUUUCACCUGUGAAGAUAUCAAGUUUUCGAGCAAAAGCUCACUUGGUAUUUCAUUGGUGUUUAUAUAAUAAAGGAAACUAUAAAAUGUUAAUUUCGGGACCCGGCUCAGUGUCUGCUUAAGAGAGAGUGUCCUCUUAAUUGGGGGUCUUGCUUAAUAGAGGUUUCACUGUAUUAGGGUAAAUACUUUGAGGGAAAACUAUAGCUGCAACUAUAAACUAAAACACUAUGCAACGUAAAAUGAUGUUAAUUGUGUGACAAUUUAUGCAGUAAAUAUAAAGUAGAAAUGAGAAAAAUUACUAUUUUUCCUGUAGAAUAAUGCAUGAAUGGACAAUUUUAAUUCAAGUUCCUUGUGACAGUGUGUUUGUCGUUAUUUUCCAGGGUUCGCACAGUCUUGAAAAGUCUUUGAAUUUUAGGGGAAGUCCUUGAAAAGUCCUUGAAUUCCAUUUUUCCUUGAAAAGUCCUUAAAUUUCUGUGCAAGUCCUUGAAAAGAGCUUGAAUUUUCUUCAACUUUGAAUGUAGUAGCCCGGAAAGAAUUUUUUGAUGCUUUUUGGUUGUCCAAGACAGAAUAUAAAUCGUAGCUCAGUGAAUGUAAAGGUCAUUUACAUAAAGUGCUCCAUGUUUUAUGCGAUAAUUAACUAUCAGUUUAAGACAAGUGAACUGAAAAAUGUAGAGAAUUUGGUGAAGCAAACAGUUAAAGCCUUAAAGUCUUAUUAGAAUAUACUGGAAAUAUGCAUUUUUGUACAAUCUGUGAAAUUAUAUUCCUAGUAGGUUGUCCUUGAAAAUCUAAUGUGGUCCUUGAAAAGUCCUUGAAAAAUGGUUACAAUUUUUUGUAUGAACUCUGUUUUCUUAGCCUGCGAAUGGCAGAAGUUUCUCCUCGUUCAUCGCCGUUGAGGGAAUUUUCACAAGGAGGAGCGUCUGCAACUCAGUGACAGAAAUUCCAUACUGAUGAGGCAAAAUCUGUCCGGAAUCUGGUCAGAAGGGCUUAUUGGUCGACAGAGUAGUUUCACUGUUUUAGCUAUUGUUUACAAAUGAUAGACAAAAGACAAAGACCACAAAGGUCAAAUGUAAACAAGAUGAAUCUUUAACAAAACAGUCAAUAUUUGUGGAAUAUAGUAUUCUUAGAAGUAGCAUUUGAUUUUUGCUGGAGCUCAUUCGCAGAUAAACACAAGACUUUACCAAAAUCGACCAGCAGAAAUGUAAAAUUGAACAAAUUUGCAUUUGGAACCCCAUGGCUACUGGAUUUAUUAUGAAAACAUUGAUUUAUGUCAUCAGUAUGGAAUUUCUGCCGCUGAGUCGAAAACGUUCCUCGUCGCAAAACAUCCCUCAGCGGCAAUAAGCUAGGAGUAAAGUGCAACACAUUGCAGUAGCUCAGAUUGUUGUCGUGAGACACGGGAGAAUUCAAAAACAUGUGCGCCAUCUUGGCUGGGUAAUUGGAAAGUUAUCAAAUUCUUCCUAAGGAAGGUUUCCUUUUAUAGGCACCCUCUGCGUAUAACUUCUCUCCCUCCCCUCCGUGGUUAAUGCUGAGCUUAUGGCAUUUUAUUGUGUUUGUUGACGGUAUGCACACCUACUUCCUUAAACUGUACAGUGAACCCUCAAUAUAACGAAGGGCCAAGGGACUGGCAAAAUAUGUUUGCUAUAAGAAGGUUUCAUUAUAUUGAGGUUCUUUCCCAUAUGUUUUACAAUUACUGGGAAAAAAAAUUGUUGGUUAUAUGGAGGUUUGUUAUAUCAAGGUUCCACUGUAGUAGUGACUUGUUUUAUGGUUUUAGGUGGUUUUCACUUGUGCUGCAAGCACAAACAGAGGAAUUUUAGGCAGUACAAACAUAAGGGCAAGAAAAAGGAAAACUUUAAUCCUUGUGGUUGUGCUGAUUCUUGCAUAUACACUGUAGAAAUGAGGACUGAAAUGCUUGUUUUGUACUUGCUUUCCUAGUGUCCCCUGCUGUUGAGUAGCGCAGGUUAUGUGACAAAAUUAAUGUAGUUCCAUAGCUAGUAAUUUACUUGACUUGUUUGAAUUUGACUUUAAUUUACAGGCCACAAGUGGCAUAGGAAUGGUAUCAAAAAGCCAAAGAAGCAACGUCACCCAUCAUUGAAAGGGGUAAGGUGUCUCUACAUGGUAUAAGUGAAAAGUUUUUUAAUUACCUGGUUGAUAGCAUAAACAUGGAAUGCCCAUGCAUAUGUGCCCAGAGGGCAGGUGUGUAGUAGCUGUUAUCUUCUAUCAAGGGUUGAUGGGCAUUUGCAGAAGGUAAAAUUUGAAGGCAGUUUUUGGGUUUUAACGUGACACUGCCUACUUGACUUGCACCCUUCACUUUCUCUCCUCCCCUCUUCUUUCAUCUUUUUUGUCCCAUUCUGGAGUUGUUUUUGACCUGUAAAGCUGACAACACUCCAAACACUAAGAAACUUGAGUGUGAAAAAAUACAACUUUACCUUAGGAGAAACAGAGAUACUUAUGUUAGAUUCUGAAUAUCUAAGCUGUUGCACAUCAACCACGGUAAUGGAAAAAUAGACACAUUCCCUUUGGCUUGACAUUUUCUUUUUUUUUUUUUUCAUUUUCAGGUUGAUCCAAAAUUCCUUCGAAACCAGAGGUUUGCAAAAAAACACAACAAACGUCAUGCAGGGAAUGCUGUCAAAAUGGAAUCCUAA